AUGCUCGAGUACAAUGCAUUCUACUUUUACUCUGCAUGCGCUGCCCAUUUUGACGAUCCUUCAGUCUGCUUGCAAGGACUUGCUUCCUUUUUCAAAAAGUCCCUUCUUGAAGAAAAUGAGCAUGCACAAAAGAUAAUCAGGUUCAUGAACAUGAGGCAGCUAAAGAUCAGCUUCCGUGCAAUGGAGGCUCCUGACAUAAAGAAGUAUGGCACCGCAAGCAAUGUGCUCAAGGCAUCCAAGGAAUUUGAAGAAAGCGUCCUUGAUAACAUAGAGACAAUAUACAGCAUAGCCUCGAAAAUCGGUGAUGCAGCAAUCACACAAUUCCUCGAUGAGUUCGUUGCAGAACAAGUAAAAUCGAUCUCAGAGCUCAAUGACAUGUGGGUCAAUUGCAUCAGGUGUGGAGAUGAUGGAAUGGGUCUCUUUGUCUUUGACCAGUCUUUACUGCAAAAGCAUUAA
Molecule: messenger RNA, 456 nt
Organism: Ordospora pajunii
Lineage: Eukaryota; Fungi; Microsporidia; Ordosporidae
Product: ferritin-like protein
Exons: 1
Coding region: 1-456 (151 amino acids)
Biological process (GO): iron ion transport; intracellular iron ion homeostasis
Cellular component (GO): cytoplasm
Molecular function (GO): ferrous iron binding; ferric iron binding
Source: RefSeq, a predicted model, not a curated record